GCGCAUGAAUACAUUAGCUAUUGAAUUUUUCAGGUGGACUACUUUCUGGGGGCCAUUUCCUCUUAAUCACGAACUUCCUGUUAUUUCCAUCGGAAAUCCAGCUUCAUCGAGGAAUUUAGAGCAUCAAAAUGAGCGCACGGGAGGAAUUUGUAUAUAGAAGUAAAUUGGCUGAACAGGCCGAGCGAUAUGAAGAUAUGGUACAAUGGAUGCAGAAAGUGGCAGAAGAGGACACUGAGAUGACCGUAGAAGAACGUAACUUGCUUUCUGUUGCUUACAAAAAUGUAAUUGGAACAAAAAGAGCGUCAUGGAGAAUAAUAACAGGAAUUGAACAGAAAGAGGUUGAAAAAAAGAACGAAUCUGGAAAGCAAUUGGGAUACAUAGUGGAUUAUAGAAAAAAGAUUGAGGAUGAAUUGAAAGACACCUGCAAUAAAGUGUUGGCAGUUUUAAAAACAAUCUUAGCCAGGCAAGAUCCUUCUACGGCAGGAGAAUCGAAAGUGUUCUACUAUAAAAUGCGAGGAGAUUACUUCAGAUAUAUGGCCGAGAUCACAUCAGAUAAAGAACGCACAGAAGCUGCAGAAAAUGCCAUGCUGGCCUACAAGAAAUCUUCAGAAAUAUGCGAGGCUUCAUUACCCUACACCCAUCCUAUCAGAUUAGGUCUAGCACUUAAUUACUCUGUUUUCUACUACGAGAUACUCAACCGUCCAGAAGAAGCCUGCAAGAUUGCCAAACAAACCUUCGAUGAUGCCAUCAAAGAGUUGGACAAGCUCCCAGAAGAAAAUUAUAAAGACUCCACACUUAUCAUGCAACUUCUUCGGGACAAUCUCACACUAUGGAAAUCUGACACUAACAUGCUUGACAAUGAGGAAGGAGAGCAGCAGGAGGAACAAGUGGAGGACAUUGAGUAGAGGGAAUAACUAUUACCCACACGACUAUGAUAAACUUUAUCAUGGGACCAUCUCCUUACACUCUCCAUCCUUCUACUUCAGCAAAGUCUGCCUGGGAUAUAUUAGUUAUAUACUGGAACUGUAGAUCUGUUAAACUUGACUGAGGUUGAUACGUUGUGUUUUUUUGGAAGCCAAACAAAUUCAACACUUUAUUAAUAUGCUGAUUUAUAGUGAUUUUCCUUUAAAUACAAUGAAUAUGUAUGUGUCUUUCUGAAAUUCUUAUUAGCAAUAUGCGAGUUUGUUAUCUUUCAGAUGCUCUGAAUGUGACUAUUGGGGUAAUUUUGUUUGAAUGCUAUUGAAAUAUUUACUGAAAUAUUAAUUUGCCUUUCUCUAUUACUUUUUCCAAGAUACCAGAUAAUUUGCUGGUACUAUGAUCAAACAUUUGAAGUAAGACAUUGGUGUUAUACCUUAAAAUCCUGACAAUAAGUUUUGGCUGUGGUUAAUUUGGUUUAAAGGCUACAAUUACUUGUUUUUUAGACUAGCUUAUAUUCAAGAUCAGAUUUUUAGCUGCAGGUAGAGUCUCUGAAGUUACACGAAAAUUGAAAUAUUAAUCAUGCUAUUUUCUAAAAUAUUCAAAUGUCGAAUCACAAUACAUGGAUCAGUUGAAUAGUGAAUGACAGAAAUCUUAUAGUUUUAAAUACAAAUCAGAUUUUCAACUUGCUAAAACUUAAUAGCAUUAUUUUCUAUUUUCAACACUUUCUUAGAUUCAAGAUACAUUCCCUGCAAUGAAUUCAUGACUUAUAUUAGAGAUCAUCUUCCUUCUGGCUAAUUAUCAAGAUUUUAGGGUAUUUCCUUAUUGAUAUGUCAUAAAUGGGGAAACCCUUCAAGUCAAUAUCAGUAUUAUCUUGGUAAUAGUGAAAACGAGUCUUUGACUUGACAACAGGCAUAACGUGAUAGAAGUGAAAGACACAUUAUCAUAUUUUUAUUUAACUCAGAACAUUCUUUUCAUCAAUUACAGGUCAUUGUGCUUUCAUUACACAUUUAUGAGAUAAUCAAGGAUAGCAGUUUUGUAGUUUACAUACUAAAUAAUGCUGUAGGUGGUUACCAGUAAUAUUGAAAAUUAAUACCUAUUUUGAGGGAAAAAAAUUGAUAUAUUAAUGUUUUAAUAGUUUAAAAAAAAUCUGAUCAGGUUGUUGAGUGAGUCAAUUGUUGUGAGUAAAUUUUGUUUGUUUGCAAAAUGUAUCUUAAAUGUUAAUGAUAACUGAAUAGAUUUGUUUCCUUAAUAAACUAUUUGAUUUUUAUAAACUAUGCACCCACUAGACUAAUGCUGUAAGAAAAAAUGCUGACGUUAUCAAACUUUUGCGUAGUAUAUCAUUCUUCUUUACGAGCUAUUUAACUCGCAAUUUGUUUUUACUUUUCUACACAUCACAGUCCGGUAUGAUAAAAUAGAAAACUUCAACCGAUUUUGCCUAAGAAAUAGACCUAGAAAGUUGUAAGAAAGUGUUGAAAAAGUAUUAGAAACUCUCUGAGCCUUUUCACUUGCGUAAAACACAUAUGCAAUGCCAUUAUACUUUUUACAGACUAAAACUUAUAUAUUUCUGAAAUUAUAAGUAUCAAUUUUUUUAAACAGAAAUGUUUGGCUUAUUCUGAAUAAUAGAUAUAACAAUUUAAAAGAAUGGUUUUUUUAUUUUGAAAAUUAACCUCAGUUUCCAUAAUUAGGUCACAAAUUCAGCAACUGGAACAUUAUGAACAUCACAAAUAUUAACAAAAUUGGUUUAUGCAUAUUUACAAUAAAUAUCUUAAUUUUGACAAUACAAGUGAUUAAAAAAAAUUAUGUCAUUUUAUACAUAAGGUAAACUCUGUUGAAUAAAUUCCUUCAAAAAAAAAAAAAGAUUGUGAAUUCUUGAUUGUUCUGACUGAAUCAGGUUGUUGUUGUUGUUUUUGUAUCUGUGUUGUUUCUCUGUGUUGUUUCUCUGUGUUGUUAAUCAUGAUUUAUCACAUCCUCCAUAAUCCAGAAAAGCAGGAAUUAUGGUAGAAAAAUCCAUUGGGGUAUAUGAUGAUACUUUCCUUUUGGUUUCCAUGGCGAUCUAUUUCCAGUUGGUCUAAGUUUCUAAGGAAACAUAAGAAAGAAACAAAAAUCGAACCAAAUAGAGAACUUAAUUGUGAUAAUUUGAAUGUUUCAUAUGUACAGAUUUGUAAUGUUAAGAAGUUCACAGGUCUAUCAAAUACACUAUAAAGAAAGUUUAAAGCAAUUAAUUUCAAAUUUUGUUUGAAAUUGUAAAGAAAAAAAGUUUGGAAGAUAAGAGGCCAAGAAUAUGAAAUUAUUUACUUUCACUUUUAGCGAAAAUAAUUCAAGCUACAAUUGUUAUUUUAUACAAUUUCAGAAUUAUAUGAAAAUGUAAAUUUGCAUGCAUGGUUUAGAAUAAUUUUUGGUGUUUAUAUUUGUAAUUUAUAUUUUUCGUCUUUUUAAAAUUUUUGAUAGAUUGGUUAUUGUUUUAAAUCUGAAAUGAGACACAUUGUAGUCCUAGAGGGGCACUGAAAUGGUGUGAUAUGUACAAGGAUUACAGAAUGUUGUAGUCCAUGUUACUACGUGUUGAUGAAACAUAUUUUACAAAUGCCUCUUUAUGAAUAGCUGCAAAUGACUAUUACAUGCCGUUUAAUCAAAAACAUUUAUAGUACAAAGGAGAUAAAAUCUAUUAUCUGAGUUUGUUUAGUGGUAGUGAAAUUGUUUUCCGAAACAUUUUCGUUGCUUUGAUAAUGAUCCAGAAUGUCAUUUUUUGGCUAUGUAUAAUAUUCUAUAGUGUCGCUGUAUUACUACCCAUUUUGUUCUGGAAAAUUGGUUGAGAUAAAAAAAAGUAUUUCAAAGAACAUUCUGAAAAGAAAAACCAAAAAACCUGACUAGAUAGAAAACAGUCUUUCAUAAAAUUGUCUAGAUACAAAAAAGAAGGUAUACAAAGCUGUCAAGAUAGAAAUCUGUCUGGAUAGAAAGCAAUUGUACACAAAACUGGAUACAAAACAGCUAUACACAAAUCUGUCUGGAUACAAAACAUUGAAAACAGUCCUUCACAAAUAUGUCCGGAUAGAAAACAGUCGUUCACAAAACUGUCUCGAUAGAAAACGGCCGUGUACAAAACUGUCUGCAUAGAAAUCAGUUGUACAGAAAACUGUCUGCAUUGAAAAAAGUCAUGACUACUGAAAACUGUCUGGAUAGAAAACAUACAUACACAAAACUGUCUGGAUAGAAAACAGUCAUGACUACACAAAAUUGUCUGGAUAGAAAACAUUCGUACACAAAACUGUAAGGAUAGAAAACAGUCAUGAUUACAGAAAACUUUGGAUAGAAAACAUUCGUACACAAAACUGGAUAGAAAACAGUCGUACACAGAACUGUUUGGAAAGAAAACAAUCGUACACAAAACUGUCUGGAUAGAAAACUGGUCAUGACUACAGAAAACUGUCGAGAUAGAAAAACAUUCAUACACAGAACUGUCUGGAUAGAAAACAUACACAAAACUGUCUGGAUAGAAAACAGUCUUACACAAAACUGUCUGGUGAAUGAAUAAAUAUUGCAAGGCAAAACUGAGUCAAGAAGUUGAUCAAUUUUAUAGGCUCUUUGUCCACAAACUGAUUAUGUUUUGUAAAGUCAAGGUAAACAAUUUAUGAUCAAUAUUUAAAGGUCGGGGUUAUGAAAUCUGGAUGAUUUAUGUCAUCAAAAAGUCAUUACAAUUCUUUUUAUUUUGUUAAUUUAAUCAAUACAGUAUUUCAAAACACGCCUGGUUCCGUAACAAUGAUAUAGGCCUAUUUGGUAAAUUUUUGUAAAUGGAACUAGUUUCCUAACUUCCAUCAUAUCAGACGGCAAACUUUGCUGUCAUUGAGUUGCACAAAAUUACUUACUGCAAGUACUCUGUUAUUUUUUUGUACAGCUUUUAGCUAUUCUGAAUUAAGAAGGAAAAAACAAACAAAAGCAAAAAUUGUCA
Molecule: messenger RNA, 4861 nt
Organism: Pecten maximus
Lineage: Eukaryota; Metazoa; Mollusca; Bivalvia; Pectinida; Pectinidae
Product: 14-3-3-like protein
Exons: 5
Coding region: 129-905 (258 amino acids)
Biological process (GO): signal transduction
Cellular component (GO): cytoplasm
Source: RefSeq, a predicted model, not a curated record